Didymodactylos carnosus is the source of this 384-nucleotide messenger RNA. The record is from the annotation of a GenBank genome assembly. Lineage: Eukaryota; Metazoa; Rotifera; Eurotatoria; Philodinida; Philodinidae.
AUGGUACCGAGCUGCGAAACCUCAUUAAGGUUCACUUUUAUUCCACCUUCUGAUGUGUUACAUGCAAAUUCACGUCUUUCAUUAGAUCUUGAUGAUGAUUACCAAGAUUUUUUAAAUCAUUUUGAAACUACAUAUAUAGGACGACUUCGCCCUGACAAUACACGACGUCAACCAUCAUUUAGUAUUGAAUUUUGCAAUAUGCAUGCAAGAAUAACACAAUCAUCGAUGCAUACAGAUAAUUCUGUAAUAGCAUGGGAUCGUCUUAUAGGAUGUGUAUUUCCUACGCUUUGGUCAUUUUUACAAAAACUAAUUCAUCAAGAACAAGCAACACAUGCUGAUAUACUUAUACAACUAAAUAAUAUUGCACACAGUAUUGGUUUGUAA